Molecule: messenger RNA, 6639 nt
Organism: Chara braunii
Lineage: Eukaryota; Viridiplantae; Streptophyta; Charophyceae; Charales; Characeae
Source: the annotation of a GenBank genome assembly
GCGAGUAAAGACUUUAUCUUUAAAAUCUUCAAAAUAACAUUAACGAACGAUAACUCGCCGUCCACGUGCCACGUGGAAUCCGGGUCACAUUCGCAUCAAACAAAUGUCGGAUCUACUAAAUACAUAGAUAGAUAGAAAGAUAGAUAGAUAAUUAGAUAGAUAGAUAGAUAGAUAGAUAGAUAGGUAUAUAGAUAGAUAGAUAGACAUGGAGAGAAGACAUGGAUGAUGAUGAGAAUGAUGAUGAUGAUGAUGAUGAUGAUGAUGAUGAUGAUGAUGAUGAUGAUGAUGCUGAUGAUGAUGACGAUACUGAUGAGGGAACAGGAGGUCAAGGGAAGGAAAGUAAAAUCAGGGGAGGAAGAGAAGAGAAGGCGGAGGCAAACGAGGAGCAGGAAGAGAAGCCAGAGGCCGUGAUAGCGGGAGAUAAAGAUAUGGCGGAGGGGGAGGGGGAUGACGACGAGGAUAAUGGAAGAGAUGAUGAUGAUGAUGAUGAUGAUGAUGAGGAGGAGGAGGAGGAGGAUAAUGGAAGAGAAGAUGAUGAUGAUGAUGAUGAUGAUGAUAAUGAUGAUGAUGAUGAUGAUGAGGAGGAGGAGGAGGGAGAUGAUGACGAGCAGGAAGAGAAGCAAGAGAUCUCCAUCACCAAAAAUGCCCACGUGGCUGACUAUGGCGGCAAGAGAGCGGCAAUCGACACGUACAGCUGGCUCCACAAGGGCGCAUUUGGCUGCAGCAGAGAGAUCUGUCGGAAUCUGCCCACUCGACGGUACAUUGAUUACUGUAUGCAUCGUGUGAACUUGCUUCGGCAUAAUGGUGUGAAACCAAUCAUGGUGUUUGAUGGUGGGCUUCUCCCCAUGAAAGCCAGUCAAGAAGCCAAACGAAGGAGGAAUCGUGCAGAAAAUCUGGAGAGGGCAUAUGAACAUGAAAAGGCAGGCAAUCUUGCUGCUGCACAUGAAUGCUAUCAGCGAGCGGUGGACAUAUCGCCCGCCGUUGCCUUGGAGCUCAUCAAGGUGUUGCGGCAGGAGAAUGUGGAUUUCAUUGUGGCGCCUUAUGAGGCGGAUGCACAGUUGGCGUUUCUUGCCAUUCAAGGCCAUGUGCAUGUUGUCAUUACGGAGGACUCGGACCUGAUCGCAUAUGGCUGCCCACGGCUAGCACUGAUGUCGACGGAACAAGACACCGGGGCACUGCCACGACGCAGUGCCAGGCUUGCAGUUCGUACCCGCCCUGCGGUACCUCCAAGACCCAAGCGACUCAGCAAGCGGAAGACUCCAGCAGCAUCAAGUACAGCAAUAACAGUACCGGUCACCACCGGAGUUCUUCCCGCAUGCCCGGUCCAAGGGGCCGGCGAGCCGUUGGCAGCUUACCUUCAGCGGGUACAGGCAUUCACUGAUGCCGUAGCUACCGCUAAGGCACAAGAGGAAGCAGCAGAGGCGGAACGUCAGCGGCUGGCCAGUGAGGCGGCAGCCCAAGCUCAGCAGACUGCUGAGGCUGACGCCGUGGUGCAAGAUAAGCGGAACGCCAUUUGCAUGGAGUCCCUGACUAUGAAUGAGAGUCAAUGGAGGACAAUGCUCCAAGGCAUGCUGUUUGUGCCUUCGGAAGCACAGGCGGAUCCGACAACGGCGGAGGAAGAAAGGAGCAACCUGGCGAAUCUGAUGUUGAACAUGAUGCGGGCGAUUAUGUGGAACAAUGCGAUGUUAAUGGUGCAAAUACACGAGGGCAGACAGUUGCGACAGAUUCAGCAGAAUGAUUCUGCAGCCUUAACAGCUGCUAUUCGCGCUGCCGCCACACAUCAGCAACUACAGCAACAGCUGUUGAACACCACCACCGCACGCGUCAACAACAUCGAGGCUAAGACCUCAGCAGCGCCAGGCUGCACGACAGACGAGACAAAGCAGCUCAAUGGGCGCAUCGAUCACGUCGUCAAACUCAUCGGCGACAUAGGUGUUUUCAAUGGGUCGGACACGAUCAGUAGCACGGUGGCCGCCAUCAAGACGGACAUCACCAAGCUGCAGACGAGACCGGACGCCGCUACGAAGACUUACAAGAUGCCGCACUUUGACAUCAGCAAGUUCGGCGACUACAACAAGUCGGACGCCUUGACAUGGUGGCAACGUUUCCUCACGGAGGCAUCAUGCCGCACUGUCCCGGCGGACGACAUGAUGAAGGCGCUCUACUUACAACUGAUUGGAGGAGCGCAGGCUUGGAUGAACCAUCUGACGGCUACAAACAACUGCACCAUCGCCGAACUCCACACGCACAUCACGUGGAAGGAGUUCGAGAAGCUAUGGUUCACCCGGUUCAUGGUCCGCAACGUCGUGAAGGCGGCCAUGAACGAGGUGUACACCUGCUCUCAAGGGAAUAUGCCAACUCGAGACUGGACAACCAAGUGGCAGAAGAUAGCGACCACGCCAAGCUUCGAUUUGAGUUUUACCAAUCAACGAUCCGGGUUCUUCUCGCGAUCAUGCGCAGGACUGCGAACCGCACUCGGCAACGAGUACGAUUACGCCUCAUUCCAGGCUAUCCUCGAUUGUGCGAACUUGGUCAUCCAAACGGACGACAAGGCCGGAAACGAACGGCAGUCCCAGCCGCAUUAUGUGGCUAAGCCGGCCUAUCAACGACCAGCACAUAACAAUGCUGUGAUUUCUGAAGAAACAGUCGAUCUCCACGCUGCAGCAACAUCCUCGAGUGAUGGAGGAAUUGUAGCAGCGCUCCCGCCGAAGCGUCCCAAGAGAGUUCGGAAGAACAAGGCGACACAAGAGACGGCAUCGACGGGAACUGGGCAGCAGCCAUGGACGGCUUACAAGAUAACCAAGGAUGUCGAUGACCUUCGUCAAAACGAAGAGGAACUCGAGGUGCUUCCCGCACAACUCGAUGACAUUCUCGACAAGGGCUGGAUUCGCCCUAGUUGCUCGCCAUACGGUUUCCCUGUUCUCUUCGUCCGGAAGAAGAACAAAGAUCUACGGUUAUGCAUCGACUAUCGCAAACUUAACGCACAAACCGCAAAGAACGCCGGCCCUCUCCCUCGGAUUGAUGAUCUUCUUGAGCGGUUACGCGGCGCGACGUACUUCUCGAAGUUGGACUUGAAAUCGGGCUACCACCAGAUUGAAAUCCAGCCUCAAGAUCGGUACAAGACCGCGUUCAAGACGCGGUACGGACAUUUUGAGUGGGUUGUCAUGUCCGUUGGCCUCACCAAUGCCCCCGCAACUUUUCAAGCAGCUAUGACGACUGAGUUUCGCGACUUGCUCGAUCGCAGCGUCCUCAUCUACCUCGAUGACAUCUUGGUCUAUAGUAGGACGUUGGACGAGCACAUCACACACCUUCGCGCUGUUUUGAAUCGUUUGCGACUGGCCAAGUACAAAGCGAACCGCAACAAGUGCGAGUUCGCCAAGCAAGAGCUUGAGUAUUUGGGCCACUAUGUUACGCCGAAAGGCAUUCGUCCCUUAGCGGACAAGAUCCAAGCCAUCGUGGAUUGGCCGGAACCCCGUUGCACGACGGAUGUACGCUCUUUCAUGGGUUUGGCUGGAUACUAUCAGCGAUUUGUCGAGUCAUACUCGAAAGUGGCAUCUUCUUUGUCGAGACUUCAGUCCCCGAAGGUGCCCUUCGAGUUCGACGACGCAGCCCGUGGCGCGUUCACUACGUUGAAGGCAGCGAUGCAAGCCGCACGUGCCCUCCGUAUAUACGACCCCACCCUUCCCACCCAAGUGACUACGGACGCUUCGGGAUACGGUAUUGGUGCGGUGUUGGAACAGUGUCACGAGGACGGUUGGCAUCCGAUCGAGUACUUCUCCCAAAAGGUGCCUCUUGUCAACACUCUCGACGACGUUAGGAAGAAAGCGCUACUCGCGUUCGCCACCGUUCUCAAACGGUGGCGCCACUUUCUUCUCGGCCGUCGGCGUUUUAAGUGGAAUACGGACAACAAUCCGUUGACCUUUUACAAAACGCAGAACACGGUCACUAGCACGAUCGGUCGAUGGAUGUAUUACAUCGACCAGUUCGAUUUUGAUCCGUGCCACAUUCCCGGUCUCGCCAAUCGAGCUGCGGACGCCCUCUCACGACGGCCCGACUUUUGUGCCAUUGUGCUUUUCAAAAUGGACAAGUUUGGCCAUGGUUUUGAGAUCGAGUACUCUCAGAUUGCAGAGAACAAGGGACUGAACUUCAUGGGCUUCACAAAGCAAAUGUUGCUGGAAAUGUGCAUUUUCAGCGGAUGCGACUAUUUGGCCUCAUUGCCCGGCUUGGGUCUUAAGAAAGCUUAUACCCUAGUCAAGAAGUUCCGUGAUUAUCGAAAGAUAAUCAAACACUUGAAGUUCUCUGGCGUCCAGAUUCCUGACUCGUAUGAAGCCGAUUUCCGGCGGGCCAUUCUCACCUUUCAGCACCAGCUGGUGUAUGACCCUAUCAAGCGUCAAGCCGUGCACUUGCAUGAUCUGCCGGCGGACCAAACAUCAAUAAGCGCGGAGCUUGCGCAGCGAAUCGCUUCAGGGGUCGUGGAUCCAAUCACUCACAUGACGUUUGAUAGCGAGGACAAUCGACCGGCAGCAGAGAAGGCUUCACCGGAGAGUGGUGAGAUAAGUCCACCAACAGCUGCACCACAAGGUGCCAGUUUUGCGGGAGUGAAACGGAAAAGAGAGCGAGAGAGUCCAGCUUUGCCGGCUCAGAAAAACAUUAUCACCAAGUACUUCAGCUUGAAGACAACUCCCGCGGCUAAACAAGAUUUCCAACCGCCAAGGGCAACACCUUCGCAUGCGGAUUUUGACGUUUCCUUGUAUUCAUCGGGCAAGUUGAAGUCUUUGCCAGCAUCAAAUCCGAACGAUUCAAAUGGCACUGUUAGAAUUGGGAGUACAUUUCAGAUGACUCCACUCAAGAAUAACCCUUUCAAGAAAGCAGAGGACUGGACGAUUUUCAGGUGUCUGCACAACUCCGACGUCAGCAAUCAGCAGGAGCACGUAUCCAAGCGUAAGUUUUGGCAGGAGCUUGCGUUUCCUCCUUGUAGUGGUGGUAGUCCCGAGAAACGCAUUGGAGGGAAGAAAUUCUUGGAGGACACCGCACACCUUCGCCAAGAAGACCGAUGGCUGACACGGCAGCGGGUCGACGUAAGGGAAGCCGAUCGACUGUCUGCUGACGUCAACGAACUUGACAGACUGUUCCCUGUCAAAGAUCUUGAUAAAUGCCGAGAUGAACAGUUUGGCCGCUCUGUUCUACCGCUCAUUCCUGCAGAUCCAGUGGAUGCUGACAACCUGGACGUAAAGUUUCCAGUAGAUUCUGUGAAAUUGGAUGCAAAGUUUCCGGUAGAUUCUGCGAACCUGGAUGCGAAGUUUCGUGUAGAUUCUGCUAACUUGGAUGUAAAGUUUCCUGUAGAUUCUGCUAACUUGGACGUAAAGUUUCCGGUAGAUUCUGCGAACCUGGACAUAAAGUUUUCUGUAGAUUCUGCAAACUUGAAUGUAAAGUUUCCAGUCCCUGAUACGUUUGAGCUCCCGGCUCUCGACAAGAAGAGAGAACACGGUUGUGCUGAGUCAGCCGCUGCAGAUUGCAAGGAAUUGGACAAUGCAGGCACCUCCCCACCGAUUUCUGACGUCGAGAUUCCGGUGAAUGGUGUAGAGGGAAGCUCAGCUGUGCCAGCAUCGGCGACUGCAGAAGGACGGAAAGACUCAGACAGUCUUGACAGUCGGUUUGGUGUGAGGGACACGUCUGAGGAAAUGCUCGUUGACCCUCCCGCCCCCUCCGACAACCCUCACGCCCCGUCCGACAAUGCUCGUAGUGCAGAGGGUGCAAGCCCUAACCAUCCCAAUGCUGCAGAUGUAGAAAAUGUGCCAGAUAGAGAAGAAGAGCAAGAGGAACGAGGUGGACGGGCCGAUGGAGUUCAUUUCCCACUACCUGAAAGGCGUUCGCCGAACGGAGGAUCGGGCGAUCAUGAUCGUAAACCUGGCGGCAACGAGCACACAGAAGGGCCUGGUGAGAUUCUUGAGAAUAGUCCAGAGGAGAGGAGACUCAGGAAAGAUGUUCAGGAGCCAAGUGCAUGCGAGGUUGAUGCAUCUGCUGGCUGCGAGAUCAACGGGAACCCCCUCAGGCGUCUCUCAGAUAUUUCGGACUGGUGUUUUGACGAUAGCUCCGUCAGGCGGAACAGUUUGUCGUGCACCAGACGGAGCUCUAUGCCGAAUAUUGCCGGAGCACCUAGAAGGCAGUCCGCAUUUUGGCAGAAUGAAAAAGUGAGGAGAACCAUCGAGGAGUCUGCCGAGGAGCCACGUCCCCUGAGUAAGGCGAUCAAAGACGACAAAGGCAUGGGAAGAGAGCAGACUAGCGAAGCAUGCGGUAAUGGGAAGAAUAAGCAGUUUCACGAUCAAGACAUCCGGCAAGGGGACGAAGGUGCUGAGCCAAUCCACGCAAAGCAGUCCAAGAAACAGGGGGAACAUAAAGAAAGACUUGUUGGGGAGAAGAAGACAGGUGGGCAAUUGGCUACAGCGGCGGUGCAAUUGCCUGCAAGCACAGGACCUCUGCUCAAUCUCUCUCAUCUUUCAGAGUACAAGAAGGAUUUAAAUGAGGUUCUGGAUAAAGCUGCAUCUAAUCCAUCACACAGUUGAUUCUCGACUGUCCAGAUCCAAUGCAUGUUGGCGGCGGAACAAUCAAUUGCCUAAUGAAUGAAUGCCAAGGUGUGAG